This is a messenger RNA of Malassezia vespertilionis, 2349 nucleotides long. RefSeq names its product Nucleoporin nup84 (gene NUP84). Gene Ontology annotation, biological process: mRNA export from nucleus; post-transcriptional tethering of RNA polymerase II gene DNA at nuclear periphery; regulation of DNA-templated transcription. Gene Ontology annotation, cellular component: nuclear pore outer ring; nuclear pore. The transcript is spliced from 2 exons. Bases 1 to 2349 code for a protein of 782 amino acids. NCBI's taxonomy places the organism in Eukaryota, Fungi, Basidiomycota, Malasseziomycetes, Malasseziales, Malasseziaceae. The record is from RefSeq and is a predicted model, not a curated record. Gene Ontology annotation, molecular function: structural constituent of nuclear pore.
AUGGCGGAGCAGGACGCCGGAGCGGAGGAGCCGCUCUCGAGUUUCGAGACAUUUGCUGAUGCAUAUCGCGCUGUUAAAAACUUGAGUUUCGCCGAGCAGCUUGACCCAGCGUCGGGCACUGCGCUCGUUUUCGCAGAUAUUUGUGCCGAGCGCGCGCAACUUGCCGAAGAAGUCCAUGCGGGCAUUCUUGCGCCCACGGCACCGCUUGAGGACUGGGACGUGGUCGAAUGGAACACAGAGAAACACACGUGGGGUCUGAUCCAGCUGCUUUUUGCCGAACGUCUUUUGGAUCCCCGGUCCACGACCCGCGACGAGGCACAGCACAUAUACGAGACGCCGCUGGACACAGUACAACGGGUACUGGACGCAGAUCCAGAGCUCAUGGAGCUUAAAAUUAUUCGCGAGUGGCUACAAGACCUGCUGCCAGUCCGGCAUGCGGUGGAAGUGCGCAAAGGCUACAUGCCCUUCACCAAGAAUGAUUUGCGCGCCAACAAACGGGUACAGACUUUGUCUGGCCAGCGUGGGAAUGAGCGUUUGGCUGAACAGCUGGAUCCAGAUGCAGCAACGCGCGGGCCCGGCACAUGGGACGUAGAAGACGCCAACUAUGAAAAGGCGCUUUUGCGCAACCUGUUUGAGUACGUGCGCGCCGGCGAGCUCGACAAGGCGCUCUAUUUGUGUGUGCAAGCCAGUCAGAUGUGGCGCGCUGCAUCGCUGCGCGGCGCACUCUUUUACCAUGACCCCCUCCUCUCCGCGGACGACGCCAAUGCCGCGCCCAUGGGCGAUCGCUUCCGCGGAAUUUGGCGCCAUGUAGCGAACAAAACGGCGUCAAACACAGCAUUGGAUCCGUAUGAGCGCGCGCUGUAUGGGUGCCUCUGCGGUAAUCUCGGCUCGGUGCUUAAUGUGAGUCAUACGUGGGAGGAAAGGCUCUGGGGCUACAUUAAUGCACGAUUUGAACAGCACUUGGACCAGGCACUGGCAAGUGCCACUCCUUCGUUGUUUGUUGCAGACAGCGUGCCGGCACACACGGUCAAGGCAGACAGUUCUGCUGAGGCAUCCGAGGGCCUGGAAUCCAUUUUUGAGCAGCUGCUGCAGUCGGAUACGCCCGGCCUACAGUCCUCCGCCGUGGAGCCUUACCACAUUGCGCAGCGCGCAGUGAUUACAAACCAUGUACCCGACCUUGUGUCGCGAAUAAAUGCGCGCCUAUCAGAGAUGGAAGCGCUUCCUCCCGCCCAGUAUGCGCGCUAUGUGCGCUUUUUUGCACACCUUGUGUUGUAUUGCCAUCUGGUGCACAUGCCGCUACCGAUUUCACUGCGAGCGCCCAUAUUGAAUGCAUACGUGAGUGUCUUGCAGCGCGCAAACCAAAGCAGCGAGCUGAUCGCGCUGUACGCGAGCAGUCUCGACACCGAGGACGCACACGUGGUUUACGCCGAGUUUCUUUGCUCCAUGGAUGGUGAUACGCCGCUGGAGGACCGCCGCAAUGCUAUUUUGCAAGCACAGCCAUACGGCCUGGAUCCCGCGAUUGUGGCACGGUGUGCUGUAGACAUGAUCUUUGCCGAGAUGCUUCCCCAGAUUGCACAACAAGGCAUGACGAGCGAAUGGGACGCUGCAUUGGGUGCCGACGAACGUCGACUUGUGUUGAGCAUCGACUGGCUCACCUUUUUUGACGCCACGUUCCCGGAUGCUGUGCUCCAAACGAAUCGCUUGCUCCGUAUCUUUAUGGUGACAGGGCGUCUGCACGCGGCGCAUCGUCUCUUGCAGCGCUUGCCGCACGAAUUGUUGAAUAUGAUUGCGGAUUUGGGCCUUCCCAUGGACCAACUCGUGGAGCUCGACCACUGGCGCAGCUACUUUGACGUGCUGGACAAGAACGUUGUGGUGCGUGGGCUAUGGGCUGAUUUGGCCAAGGCAGAUUCACGCACCGAGCAGCACGAAUGGCUCGCUGCACUGCGCUCUGCAACGGAAGCCGCGCGCAUUGCCAACAUGGAACUGCUGGAGCUUGGCUGGCUGCAUCUUGACAUCGAGGCUGUCUCCGAGGAGGAGGCGUGCCGGAUCGAGGAGCUGACGCUGGUUCGGAGACGGUAUAUCCCAGAGAUUGUGUUUAGCUUGCAUUUGAUGCUUGUGGAUACCAGCCAAGUGAUCCCCGAGAAUUUGGCGUACGCACUCGGGCUUUCCAACAUGGUAGCAGACGAGCGCCUCCGGCUGUAUGCAGAGUUUUCUGCGAUCGAUCCUGCGCCGGGCGAGGCGCGCAAUAUGCUACGAACAUACCUUGAGCACGUCCGUGAGGCUGCCCUAUUGGCAUUAGACCGCCACGAGGACGUGUUUGGGUGCGACAAACGUAUUCGCGCAUUGUAG